UAUAAAUACUUAAAAUGUUAUUUGUUAAGUGGGCGGAGUGUUUUGAUUAUUACAUUUUAAACAUGGCGACUAAGCUCAGCCGUUCGUUACUGUCAAAUUGGAAUAGUGGGGUUUUGAAGAUAAAAAUUUGUUGGUAUAAGUUUAUGACUUGCAAUAUCUUCUUAUGGUUGUAGUAGAAUUCUUCUAACACUAACCAUAUUUAGCUGUAUAUAGUGUUAGAAUUUUUGAGUUUUGUUGUUAAAAAUAAUUGUGACCUCGAGACAAGUGAAGCUGUGUUGGGGACCACAUGGGGACCACUUAGAUAGUGUGAGAUGUCUCUAUUUAAUUUUUAUCAGUAUUAUAUAGAAUCCUAUGUUUACCGUUGAUGUUUGUCACUGUUUCGGUACAAGACGCGUCUCAUUUUAGAAUUUAUUUGAGCUGUAUUUAAGACUUUUUAGGUGCGAUUUAGUUGACUAAAUUAAAUUAAUUUACGGUAUGAAGUUGGAAGAUUGAUACCGUCGAAAGGAUGGGGAGUCUUGCCGCUCCGCCAUGAGCGAGCUGCAGGCCACAGUGGAGUUCUCUGUGGAGCUCUACAAGUUCUACAACGUAGACCUUUUCCAGAGAGGGUUUUAUCAGGUGCGCACCUCCCUGAGGGUCUCUCCCAAGCUACCAGUCAAGGUGGAGGUGAACCUGCCCAGGAACCAGCGGACCGAGUUGGUGUUUCCUGCAUGCGUUGUUAAUGGCACGGGUGUGAGCAAGACUUUCCAGAUUUUAUACCGCAAUGAAGAAAUACUACUGGAUGAUGUAAUUAUGUUCCGUGCCCACAUUCUAGUGGAUAGUCACAAGAUAGAGGACACCCUGGAGCGAGCAGACUUCUCCCUGCUGGUGGAGCUGUGGUUCACGGACCAGAGCUUUGGGCCGGAGCAGCACAGCAGCAUAGCGUGCGUGUCGAGCCGGCUGCUGCAGCUGCACUUCUCGCCCACCAAGGGCCUGCACUACCACCUGCCCGUGCUGUUCGACUACUUCCACCUGGCGGCCGUCACGCUCACCAUCCACGCCAGCCUCGUGGCCCUGCACCAGCCCUACAUCAACACGCCCCGAAGCGCUAAGCCAUGGUUGGGCACGUCGCAGAAGUUGAACUUCAGACAGCCCCAGUCCACCAUGGAGACUGUGUUCUUUGGCAAUCUGAACAGCACCAAGUGCGUCAGCUCGGGGGCGCGGCUGGCGCACGCGCGCCACGUGCACCAGGAGGUGUGCAGCAUCCUGCUGGCCUCGUUCGAGACGCUGCAGGCCCGCCUGCAGGAGUACACCAAGCUGCUGCCGUCGUGGCAGCAGCUCCGGCCGGAGACUGCCGACUGCUUCCAGCGCUUCAGCAACCUCAGCGACCUGGCCAAGUUGAUCGAAGUGGAAGAAGAGUUUGUAGCGCUGGCGAACAGCGACAUUGCGCAGCUCUGUGCUGAGAACAUCUUGCUGUGGCAGCAGUUCCUGGAGGCCUUCAGCUGUAAGGAUCCCGUGCACCAGCACCUGGCCCGCCACCACCACCACCUCAGGGUGAGGCGCUUUGCUGAGGCUUUCUUCGUCCUGGACAACCCACGGCAGUCAGCAGCGGGCUGCUACGACGCCAACUACCAGAAUUACCUGGCGGUGUCGGAGAUGGUGCGGCGGUCUCGUUACCUGUCCUUGCUCCCUCCCCUGCCGGUGCAGUGUCCCGAGCUGGACGGGGACAUCGCGACCUUGCCGAUCAUAUUCGAGGACCAGUACCAGGACAUGGCGGAGUUCGCCCGUCGCCGCAGCGUUGCCGGCAGGAAGGCGGGAAGUGAUCCGUUCCUAAGUGCCACUGCCAAUGCUGCAGUGGAAGCCCGGACCAAUCUUCCCCAGCAGGAGGAUUGUAGUUGUGGCAUUGCAGCAAUUCUUGAAUCUCGCUCCCAAAAAGUAACAUCGUUCAACCGCAAGUCCUCUGUCUUAGGUAUGGUGGGAGUGAACGAGCUUCAUUUGAUGGGAGCAGGUGAUGUUCUUAAAGCAACUCUAACCCUAGCACCUCACAGAGAAAGGCGGCAUCCUUACAGCACAUCGUCUGCUACCAAUACGCUCGUUCUCCAUCACCGAGAAGUGGUGGGAGAUGGUCUUCGCAAGUCAUCUCUUCCUGCUCGUCACAGCAAGUCUUUGGAUCAGCUGAAGACUACAGACACAACCCCAACAAAUGUUCUUCCAUUUCCUACCUCAAAGCCCACUGUAAUCCCUAAUACAACGCUACCUCGAUGUUUACAGGCGCUUCCUGUUCCGCCUGUGUCUUCCUCAUCUGCCCCAAAUCCAUCGCUCGGGCCUCCCCUAAUGACCGACAUGAUGCGAUCAGCAUCCACUCAGCUCAGACGUGAGAAAAGCAUGGACUGUCUAAAGCCCAGCAUCGUUACAUCUCCCAGUAUUAUCACAACUCUUCCAGCUCCAUUCCCACAUGCAAUGCUUCCUCUACCUCUUCCUCUUGGACAGAAUCUGAACGAGAAACUCAAAAACAACUUGCGCCUGGAGCUGAAGGUGGCGAAUGGCAAUGGUACAGGAACAUCUCCUUCCACGGACUCCGGGGAUUCACUGGCCAUCGGCUAUCGUCGUCUUGAGCAAAGCACGAGCAUGCCCUUUAACCUGAGCGAAGCAAUCAACAGUAGCUCGUCCCUGACCACAACCAUGAAACACUCGCAGAGCACCCUUUCCAUGCCCAGUGUUGCCGUCCUUCAACGGGAAUGCCAGGAUUCAGAAUCUUCUCAGGCACUCCUUGCGAAUGCAAACAGCAGCGAGUCCAUGCCAAACCUGGUGUUACCCUUAUCACCACCACCGUCUUUGUUUUCCGAUAAGAGUCCAAAGCAGUCCCUUGUAGCGACGGAUGAAAUUUCCCUUGACCCACUGCUACCACUUCCGCCUGGCGAGCUCAGCAAAAUAGAGGUAGGUCUCUACAGCUCGGCCGAUCCAGCCCUUAUAUCCGUGGAGUCGAGCCUGGUCGAACCGUUGACAGUUGCCACCACCGUCACGGUAAAGUCGAAAAGUCACUCUCCGGGAAAGUCGCCUGCAGGACCAUCGCUGUCUUCCCCUCCCUCCUCCUCUCUCUCCGACAUCACCUCCGAACAGAGCGGCUGGGUGUCGAACUCGAGUCGUCGCACGUCGGGCGACAUGUCGAGUGGCCAGCUGAGCCCGGACUGCAGUGACUUUGGUGGGUUGCGACUCAGGGCGGACAAGAUGAACUCUUCCAAGCAACAGCGUGUGGUUAAUGGAGAGCAGUUGUGUGCCAAGCUGCAGAAACUGGUGGAGCCUCCCCCUCCCGAGAGUGUGCCUGUUAUUGACCACCCUUACGAGGAGUUGCGGCUCCCGCCACCUAAACAGUUUCGUGAUGCCCCACCCCCUCCGGAACCAUUUCAAGACUCUCCGCCCAAGUCACCUCCUGCGCCUAUUGACAAUCUGUUGUACCACGUGUAUGAAAGUGUGAAGGAAGUGAGUCGACCCAGUCCACGCGAUGAGACAUUUCCAGAUACAGAGAAGAGUACUCAAGGCACUCCGACGCAAGGUUCUUCCCACGAAGCAGCGAAGAAAACUCCAUCUCCCAAGGUGCAGUACUCAACGUGUCCCAGUUCCUCCCCAGCAGCGCGUAAUCGUGAGCUGUCGUGCGACUGUUACUCCCCCAAGGUCGGGGACGACCCGCUGCGACAGAAGCUGGAUCUCCCUGCCGCGGACAAUAACCUCAACUUUUUGAAGUCCAAGGAGGAAUUCAAGCGACAGAUGAACUUCACGGGCAUGAUAUAUAGCGAUUUCCCGACGCUAGCCUCCACGCUGCCGUACUUCCACAUCAGCGACGAGUAUCGGAUAUUCUCCCCUGAAGGCCUGCACCUCAUCGUGUGUGUCCACGGCCUGGAUGGUAACUCUGCCGACUUGCGGCUGGUCAAGACGUACCUGGAGCUGGGGCUGCCUGGGGCCAACCUGGAGUUCCUCAUGUCCGAGCGCAACCAGGUAGGCGACACGUUCUCCGACUUCGACACCAUGACGGACAAGCUGGUGGCGGAGAUCCUGUACCACAUCGAGGCCUGCGGCCUGAACCCCACCAAGAUCAGCUUCAUCGGCCACUCACUCGGCAACAUCAUCGUCCGGUCGGCCAUCACCCGGCCGCAAAUGAAGCACCUUCUCCCUCGCCUGCACACCUUCCUGUCUCUGUCGGGCCCACACCUCGGCACCCUCUACAACAACAGCGGGCUCGUCAACAUGGGAAUGUGGUUCAUGCAGAAAUGGAAGAAGUCGGGGUCCCUGCUCCAGUUGGCUCUGCGAGAUGCUGCGGACGUACGGCAAACGUUCCUGUAUCGUCUAAGUCAGCGUUCGAACCUCCAUCACUUCCGCAAUGUGCUCCUGUGCGGUUCGUCGCAGGAUCGCUACGUCCCUCUGCACUCCGCGCGGAUCGAGCUUUGCAAAGCUGCAGUGAAGGACAGUACUGUUCAGGGUUCAGCGUACCGGGAAAUGGUGCACAACAUCCUGUACCCGAUAAUCAACAAGCCGGAGAUGACGUUGGUGCGCUACGAUGUGCACCACGCCCUUCCCAACACGGCCAACUCCAUCAUCGGCAGGGCGGCACACAUCGCCGUGCUGGACUCGGAGCUGUUCAUCGAGAAGUUCCUGGUCGUGACGGGGCUCAAGUACUUCAGCAACAGUUGAAGCUUAAAAACAGGAAUUUUGUAUUAUUAUCUUACUCUGUAUGUGGAAGCCAGUUGAUAGCCCUGCUACAGUACUUAUCAAGAUUUUCUCGUGAUACAUUCUGUGAUACUGUGUUCACUGUUAUAGUCCCUUCUUUACUUUGCUCUCUGUGAUUGAAAAUGCCAUGUUGUAUGUGAACUCUCUGUGUAUUAUGUUUUCAUUACUAUAAUUUCAUGCAGAAGUUGUUGGGUAUCCCAACCAUUCUGUUGCAUCACAGACAGUGCCAUAAAUGAUUAUGAAAAUUAUUUAUGAUAGGAACAUCAGUAAAUGUACAGUAGUUGGUACUCUUGAAAAUAUUUAUCCGUGUGUGUCAUAUGACUAUUAAGUGUAUUGAAUUUGUAUAACAAACUUUUUUAUGUGCAUAUGUUGCCUAAUUAUAUGAAUUCAUUAUCAAAUCAAGCAGUUAAAUUAUUAUCUAGUAAGUUUGUGUUUCACUUGAAUGAUUAUUUAUAUUUUUGAUUAUUAGAAACGAGAAUGAAUAUCGUAAUGUUUGUAUUUUUAUUGCAUCAUGUGACUUUGAAGUGGCCUGAUGGACUCUAGAAUGUGACAUUGCAGCGUUUUCGUGCGUUUCUCCUCUUCCGACUGUCACCUACCUCCUUCGUCAUUCCGCAACAGUGGUCGCGUGUGCAACAAUCGAACUUGCAGCACAGAAUGCUCAUUAUAUCGCCGCUGUUGUUUAGUUAAUAGGUUCAUGUAUAAAAGAGAUUGUCAUGUAAGAACGUACAAAGUCAAUUGUUUUACUCACAUCAUUACUGAAUAGUUGCUAAAAAAAUUAUAAGAACAAUCUUUUUGUUGGUCUACAGUUUAUUAGGGUCACUGUGUGUUGGAGAGGCCCUGGCCAUGUGGUUCGGGCGUUUGACUCCCUCCAGUAUGAAGCCAACUAUUGCUCAGAAUUUCUUGGACGGAUAACUCUUCGGCGAACAGUCCACGGUUUGUUGUCGUUGUUUAUUGUUAGUCCAUCCACAUGACGCUUUGCUAAACUCACUUCAUGUGUGAUACAGCGUGCUGGAUGUGGUUUUCAUCAAAACAUUUUAAUAGAUAAUGUACAAAAUACCAUGAAAUUAUGUGUGUGUGGAUUACGUAAUUUGUAAAUUUUUUUAAAAACUGUAAACACUGUUAACUCUAUAUCCAUUAUUCAGAAAAUGAGUAUUUUCCUUUACAGUAACAAUAUAAUAUUGUUUUUAAUGCAGUUAUUAUGAAUGAUUUUCCAGACCUUCAAAUUGUUAAAUUGAAAUUAUGUUAAUUUCGGUUAGAUGUUGUGCAAAUUUAUUUUGUAUAGCAUUAGUGUACAAGUAAUAGUAUUGUAAUGGUUCAUAGUGUGUUUAUUUAAAGCAAUUUCAUGUUACGAAGGUAGUUUAUAAUUAAAUGAUCUGACUUGUAUUCCUUGUUCAUCCUUCAAUUAUUGAGGGAAGUGUGUUUGCAGUUCUGUAUGUCGUGUCAUCACUGAUGUGUCAGUUUGCCUGUGCACCAGCUCUUUCCUACUGUCGCGAGUCACGGCUGCACUCUGCCUGCCCCACACACUCUUCGUCUCGUGGCGUCAGUGCUCUGGGCGACAGCUAGUCUCAUGUAGUGUCUGUGUCAUGUAAGUUCUCUCAGUUAUGGCGACAUGCGAAUGUGAUGAUAUUACUACAGUGAAAAGUCAUUAACCCAGCACAUAGAGGACCACAGCUAUGCUGGAUUAUGUAACGUCAAUAUAUUUUAACUGGAAUACCAAAGGAAAAGUAACAUCAAGUACAUGGUAUUUAAAACAAGUUGGUUUAGGCUGCUCUUUAACAAGAAAAAAAAAUUGUCUUUUUAAAAAAAAAAACAUUAUGUUCAUGUACCCAUGAAAAGUGAAAUGAACCCUUCUAAAGAAAGGAAAGACUGUGCUGAAAUGAGAACCGACAGUAUGGAUAAACUGUGAGAAAACUAAAAACGUCAGCAGCGCAGUAAUGCUACCUGGUGACCAAGGUCAACAGCCGGAAUCCACCUGAAAAAAUCUGAAUACGUGGAGCUGGAGUGGUGCCGGAUUGUAGCAUGUGCCAAACCAUAGAAUGCUGGAUUAAAGACCUUUCGCUGUAGUAAAGAAGCUUAAGGUGAUGGAGCCUCCUAAAUCAUAGUGAGUUCAGAACACUUGGGUAACCACUCCAUGGGAUUGAUACUAUAGAGCAUCCCACUCUUAGUUUACAGCGUAAAGUAAAUGGGCGUUUUCUGUCUCUUUGAAACACACGCCGACUGGCGGUAGCCAUUAGCGCUGUCCUUGUUUCUUUGUGCCCUGUUGCCAUAUACUGUAUUAUACAAAAUUAAUUUUUUUUGGACAAAGCAAUUUUGCAUAUUGUAUAGCAUCGGAAUGUGCAUCAGGUGAUUGAUAUAUAUUCUGCAUAUUUAAUGGCAUUUUAAGGUGCCGAAAAAAUAAAUAAAUAAAAAAUAAAAAGUAACUUUCUCACUGUGAACUGUAUUUAAUUCAGAUUUUUUUUAGUAGAUUUAUGUUUUAGAACACCCCAAAUAAAUCUCAAGACAUAAAUACUUAUGUUUAAGUUUAUAAUUUUUUUUAAUCAAUGCAUUUCCUCAAAAAAUUACAUUACAAAAUUGAUCAGGAGCAAAUUUUUUGCUAAUAAAGUUAGAUGGGGGUUGAAAGCGUGAAACAUUUUCACAGUGAAUGGAAUUUGUUUUUAAAAGCAACACCAUGUUAGUUGUUCCAAGAUUUCAUGUUCGCAGCCAUGUGUCUUAUCAGCGCAAGAGCGUGCUGCAAUAGAGGGUUGUUCCAAAACUGCUUCGUAAGAUAAAAACAUGGCAGUGUGUUUGGGGAAGUGGGGCUCUGUCCUGCAAGCAAGUUCAAAGAUAAAGAAUUCCUGAGUUCAGCUAUUUCCUUCAACAAGCAUUUCUGGAUAUGACCCGCUGUGUCCGGUGACUCGUUAUGGUUACACUUUCGACGUGUUAUUUAUUCACAUAAGUUCUUUUAUUUUCAGCCUUUAUGUAAAUUACAUAAAUGUAAACUAUGGAAGGUUGAACACCAAAAAGAAAUUACAUUGGUAGGCUACGAGGGAGGGAGCAUAAGAUUGUGUUGAAAUUAUCUGAUUAUUUUUUUAAAAAAAACAUGAUUUUGAAACAUGGAAUUAAGGAAGCUUUGAUCAACUUUGAUCAGCAGUAGCGAUAGUGAUUUAUGUGUAAGUGCACACAUAAUGAAAUUUUGUGUGUUUAUAUAAUAUGGCUGGAGUGAAACUAAUUUUCUAGAAAUCAUCUCUUUUUUCAAUAAUUCAUGUUAUAACUGCACGAGGGACUAAAUGAGUGAAUGCAAAAGAAAAUCUAAAAUUGCUGCAUUAGUUACACUUUAGCUAAAUUCUUAGCUUGAAAAUCACUACAGAAUGCAUGCACAAUUUAAAAAUAAUUUUGUGAGUAAUGUACUAAAGUGCAAUUCAAAGUGUAUUUUUUUAUUUAAAUUAUUUUUUAUGUACUAAAAUAGUUAAUUUAGUACAGCAAGUGAUGCUAGUCACGCACUUUGAGGCUGAGAUACACAGAGUUAAAAAUAUAUGUGCACACAUAAUGUCUGUAAUAUAAUUUUAUUUUUAUUUUUUUUAAUUGUUGAGAUAUACUGUAACAUUAUAAUUAUUACAAGUAUAUUUGUUGUUCAUAUAAUUUUUCAAACAAUUUUUAUGUUGGUGUGUUGUGUGAUCAUUGGUGGUAUCAGUGAAAUGCUUUCCAUAGCUGAGAGGCAUAGGGUGGUAGUUGACGAUCAUAUAAGUUUAUUGGCGGAAAAGCUGAAAUAGAAAGAUAAUAUACUUUUAGGACUUAAUUAAAGAAUUUUCAGAAAAGAGAAAACUUACAUGAAAUGCACUUGCUGUGGAGAUCAUGUCAGUGAAAGACUGUUUGCUACACAAAUUUAAACAAUGUUUAACUUUGCAUUGUAUCAAAAUCACAAUCAUUAACAUUAAAGUAAAGGUGGCAGCAUGAAAAUAUUUUAUUUUCCCGAAAAAUUGUUUGUAAGAUGAAGUAGAUGGUGAAACAGGUAAUUUUAAAUUAGUAAAUGUAACUUCUUCAUCGUAUUGAACCCAUGUGUUCAUAUCCCAACAUGACUUAGUUAUGUGGUCUUUAUAAAUUAACAGUGUUAACAAAAAUGUUUGUGUGAGACAAAGUAUUUUUGCUGUGAUAAUUAAUUGCCAUAGAAAUACUCGCAAAGCAACACCACUCAAUACUUAAUAAUUUUUAUGAAUUUAAUAUUUUGGUAAUUUAUUUGUUUUUUAAUAGAAAUACUUUCAGCUUUUCCAAAAACAAUUCUCUAGUGAACCUGUAUAGACAUAGUUUUUUUUUUUGUUAUGCAUUCUAUUUUUUUCUAAAAAUAUGCUGUUUAAACCAGUACAGUGAAAAUCAUUGACUUACUUAUGGGUGUAAUUUUGAUUAAGCUCCAUAAAUUACAUUAUGGUCAGCAUUGCAAAAAUGAACUGUCUUGAAAUUUUAGAUUGUCACCAUCUGCAAAAUAUAUGUUAAGUAUGGAAUAACUUUCUCAGUUAAUUCAGGAACUGAUUUUACUAUGUAAUUUUGAAUAUGAAUGUAGGUCUCUCAUAUUUGAAAUUUGUGAGUUAUACUAUUUACAUUGUGUUGUGUAACUAAAUCAAAUGCUUUAAUUACAUUGUAAUUAAUGUACCCAAUGAUAAUGUUCAUAUAUUGUGUAAAUACAUAUUUCUUUUGUUUUAUAUGUAAUGGUAUGUAAUCUUUAUCUAGAAACAUCUUGAGAAUAGAAUUACAUCCUUACCUUUUAUUCAUUAAAUACUUGUACAGUAUUCACUAAUUUGUGUAAACAAAAUUGUAUUUUAGAUGUGACUCUAUCAAGUAACAUUUUGAAUGAAAACUAAUUGCACAUUUGCCUUUGAACCCCAGGCAUGGUAUAAGGUCAUUUGUUAUGAUGCAGCAAACUACGAUAAUAAUCUCGAAAUGUAAAGUUACACAUUGCAGUAACACUUAGGUACACCAAUCCCUCGCUUAUCACGACUAAUGUGUACCUAAAAAUGUUCGUGUUAUCUGAAAUUGCAUAUUCUGAAGCAUUGGUCUCCAUAAAUAGCAAGGCUAAUUUACUUAAUGUGUUCCAUAACGUGUACAGAAAUAUUCUUUAGGUAAUAUAUGUGCAUAGAAUAACACUCAGUGAUGAAUGUGUCACAUUAUUUAUCUACAUAAGCCAACCAUCGAAGACUUUGUAGGACAAAUACAACACAAACACCACAUAAUGGGAGUUAGUUAUCGUAGUCGGCUGGUUGACUUGCCUACUUGGGAGUGACCUUCAACUCACCAUCCUUUACUGGCAUUGAAACCGAUAUUACUGUCCGAAUAUUUACAUUUUAACUUUUCAAAAAUUAAAGUGCUUAUUUGUGUAUCACUGCUUGGUUCACACCAAUCCUAUCAGGCCUGUGAUUUUUAUUCUUCAUUGCACCAUUCAUUUAACAACCUUUUUCAUAUGAAUCAUCUGUUUAUUUCUGUCUCGGUAUCUAAAGACAUAAUAAUCCCACCUAGUACAACAAACAGCAUCAGACUUAUACAAACGGUUGAUAGUCCUGAUUUCAUACGAUUGUGCACACAGUUGACUUGCUUAAAACUAAAGUGUGACCAACAUAAGUGUGGCCUUCAUGACAUUCUGCACUCAAUAAUACUUCUAGUUUUGUCUCAAAUACUUGAACACGAUGCAUUAAACUCUCACUUGGAAGCUAUGAUGCCAACUGCAGGUAUUUGCGCACGUAAGUUACCAGCAGACAAAUGAGCAGACUUUGCUUUUGUUUGUUCUUGAGUUCCUUGCCACUGGCAAGACUGAAGUUCAUCACGGUCCGGUCUGUGACCGGGUGACAACAGUAUGGCACGACGGCACACGUGCGGACAUAAAAACAUUUGGUCCUUUACACUCCAUAGCGGCAAGUGAACUUGCCAUAACUGAUGUUUGUACAACAGCCAAUAGCGUAGUCAGACCUGUGCGUGCAUCUCGUCCCCCCUCCUAUGGCUAACUGUAUGCCACAGUACAUCUGUUUACAGAGUUGAAACAGACUUCAUGGCUUCAUGCCUGACUCUCUAUUUCCUGUGGCGAUUUCGUGCUAACUGAUAUUUACAGAUGUGCUAUUCAAGACUGGGACAGUUUUGAAUAGCAGUCUGAAGACAUGCUGAGUGAGGAAAUGGUGUACAUUAUCAACUAGAAAUUGAAGAUUCAUUGAUCCUGAAUCAGAUGUCCGAAUAAUUGUUUGCAUAGCUUUAUUUAUUUUUCUGCCUGUUAAGAAUAUACGGCAGGUUGGAUUAGGUCUGUUUCAUAAAUUUAAUUCUUGAACAAACUCGAGAUAUGUUCAGGAUGUUCAAGACUGAUCAGAGGUGAAUGAAUCUCAUGCUUCCCAUGAAUGGAAAAGGUUUUCUGAGCUAACUACCUGAUUACUAAUAUGUAUAUAAUGCAUGUUUUUAUAUUUUCCUGAGAUUCAACAGCAAAGAGUUUGAAAAGCAGGUAAGCAAAGUUUUACUGUAAAAAAAAUCGGCAAAGAAACUUAAGUCAGGUAAGAAGCUGAGCAUAUAUUAUAUUGAGCUUUGUAUCCUUCCCACACUCAAACUCAGUUCAAAAAUAUUAUUAUACUUUAUUUAAACAACAUAUUUAACUGAAACAAAAUUUAAAAACAAAAACUUAGUCAUUGGCAUGCAUAUAGAUGCUAGGCUAAGCUUGGUUUCAAUGCAGAAAUCUAACCUGUCGGCUGUAGAUUAUUAAGUGUGUAUAUGAAAAUAUGUUUUUAUUAUGAUGUAAAACACUGUAUUAAACUAAAAUCAUUCUAAUUCUUUGAUUUCACUCUCCACAAUUAUUUGGGGACAAUAGGCACAAGAAUGAGAGAUUAACAUCUUAAUAUUUUGUGAUUUCCCUGACAUUUUAAAUUUUCAUGAAUUUUCAGUUUACCACACUUGUACCAACCUUGCUGUCUAUUAGUCUUCAGGACAAUGUGACUACAUACUGCACCUGUAUACAUUAAUAAAUAAGGAUUUGUAGCAUGUUAGGUUCUGUAUUUCCUGCAAUAACAUCACAAGAACUAUUUUCCUGCAAUACAGUAAAAUUACAUGUACAGUAUAUCACAUAACCCCUACAUCACUACAGCACCGGGCUGGUGGUUAGAAACAGUUCUUAUUGUUACAAAAGUCGGUUAUUAUGCUGAGCUGCUAUGCCAGUAACACAUUUUUUUUUUUUUUAAACACUCCUUAAGAAACUUUUAAGUCUUGGCAUAAGCACUAUUAAUGUAAAUGAGCCUAAGUCUUGCAUUUUUUUUCCCUGAUCACACGUUUAACUUGAUGUUCAUCACUAGCACUUGAAUGACAUACAUCAUAUCAUUCCAAUAGAGUACAACAAAAAAUGCACUCUUCUGGUACACAUUAGGGUCACAAGUACAGUCUUCUGGCAUCAGUGUUAGCUAGAAAUGAGAAAACAAGGAAGGCACAACCAAUUGCAUAAUUUGCAUAGAAGUUAAAUGGCAUAGUAUCAGCCAAAAGUACAAAAACAUAAUCGGUACUUUUUCACAAAAACUUUUACAUAUUUUCAUAAAGCAAAUGAACCUCACCUUUGGAAAAGAAAAAUUGAAGGUCCUGUAUCAAUUAACAAAAAUUAUGGUUAAACUGAACUUUAAAAUAAGUAUACUAAUUUAUCCUGGUACACAACAAAUAUUUAACUGG
This is a messenger RNA of Bacillus rossius redtenbacheri, 12348 nucleotides long. Its product is annotated as protein FAM135A. The record is from RefSeq and is a predicted model, not a curated record. Bases 529 to 4662 code for a protein of 1377 amino acids. NCBI's taxonomy places the organism in Eukaryota, Metazoa, Arthropoda, Insecta, Phasmatodea, Bacillidae. The transcript has 17 exons.